AUGCCCAAAUUACUACCGAACAAAAGGAUCGAAUACGGAAAAAACGACGGCAAGAUUCAUUACAUAGAUAUAGUGUACUUACCGAACAAAAUAAAACAAUCUCAAAAAGAACCCAACGAGCCUGAAUACAUAGCUGCUAGUAAAUCAGGGAAAAUUGUUCGUUACAAGUCAGACAUGCAAUGGAAAACUACACACCAAACUGUUACGAAAUCAUCACCGAUCAAGGUAAACGGUCUAGUGGGGCUGCCGGAGUUCACAGUCAUUUGCUUGUCGGUCGUGGGCGGCCAACUGUUGUUCUACGACAUGUCGUCGGGCCAAUUCAAGCUGUGCUUCAUCGUCGAUUUAUGGGAUCGCACGUUUGCCACUCAUCUCGCGUACGUGCACACGUACUGCGAACGCAGUAAGACCGGUUCGUCUAAGAUAGCGGUCGGCGACGAAGGCGGCGGCGUGAGCGUGCUCGAGUUCAUGUCGUCCGACAAGCGAAACCCGUUCAAGGACAAGUCGGACGACGCCGACGAGAAGCAGACGUACAAUUUUGAAGAGCUCGCGGUCAGGACGACCACGGAAUCGUCGGCCAAGAGUCGGCUGCCGUUCUGCGCGUACAGAUAUAAGGGGCUGCACUCCGAGAAGGUCGAGCAAGUGGUGUUCUACAACAACGGCAGAUCGUUCGCGUCUGUGUCGAUGUCGAAUCGCAAGUCGAUGGCCCGAUGUCUCAUAAUGUCGGAGCCAUGCGAAGUCCACAGUUCGUCGCGGCCAUCGCAGUCAACGCCGUCGCAGCCGACCAACACCUUGCCGUCCAUCCGUUACACGUCAAACGUGAUGGGGUUCUCUUGCGUGUGCGCGAUCCGUGACACGCACUUGGCCACUGGCAGCAUGGACCAGACUGUGAGGCUGUGGGACGUCACCGGCCAAGUGUUGGGCCCCGCGGACUGCACCACGUUGUUGGGCCACAAGUGGGGCGUAAAGUGCGUGUCUCACAACACGGUCAGCGGAUACCUGUACUCCGUGUCCACGGAGUGCGUGAUCAAGGUGUGGGACCUGGGCAGAAACACGUGCCUGUUGACGUUUACCGGGCUCACAGUGGCUGUGAAACCGAACAACAGUCAAAAUUGGCCAUUCCCCGUUAUGCACUUCAACUGGCUCGAUCAGACCAUCAUAAGCGUGGGUGGAGAUGACAUGUCGUUCAUUACCGUCGAGUGUAGCAAACUGACGGUCACCGAUCAGGAGGUGUCUCGCCCGCACGACGAUAAGUCACACGAAACGCCAGUCGUUAGGACUCUGUACAACUCGCUGUACCAGGUAUUGAUAUCCGUUUCCGCCACCGACUCGUCCAUCUCCGUGUGGAACUUGCGCACCGGUGACGUGAUCAUCAAAUGGUCUAUGGCGCACACAGAGGAGGUGUACUCCGAGGUUCUGCCCGUAGAAAUCACUGCCGCCAACUUCGACCCAUCUGGUGGGCUGCUCGUCACCGGUGCGGUGAACGGUAGCAUUCACAUGUGGGACCCAAACAACGGUGUAUGUCUGAACCGACUGCGAAUCCCGUCAGGCGGCCGGAUAUCUGAAGUCUUCUGGUUACCCGAUAAGAUACUGUCGACUGGUUUAGAUCGGCGGGUUACCGAAUUCAAUGACCCACUGUUACUGUCCGAAGGAAAAGUGUGGUCGUCUAGCCACGAAGAGGCGGUGUUGAGCGCUUGCGUCAAGCUACCGUCGCUGUUUGUGACCACGUCCCAAGCGGGCGUAAUGGGUUUCUGGCAGCUGAAGACGGGGAAGCUGUCCGAAAAAUACAAGGCCCGCAUGAGACCAGACACUCGGAAGUCUAGGAACUCAUCAUCAGCGAGCAAGAGUCAGAUGGCCUCUACGCUGGCGAGCAAGAGCCAGAUGGCCCCUACGCUGGCGAGGAAGACCCAGAUGGCCUCUACGCUGGCGAGGAAGACCCAGAAGGCCUCUACGCUGGCGAGCAAGAGCCAGAUGGCCUCUACGCUGGCGAGCAAGAGCCAGAUGAGUUUCACAUCGUACGUUGGCAGUCGAAAAGGGGAAACUGGUGGCCUGGAAACCAAGAAAGAAAAUCUCAAGAGAUUGGAUAUUGAGCACACGCCCCGUGAGCAUUACGCGGCAGUCGCCACACACUUUCUGCGGGCCCGGCCAGAAGACUCAAACGUCGGAACCCUACUCGUGGCCACACGUAAUGGCGUGGUGCAGAUAUGGUGCACGUACAAAGUGCCCAAAUACGUUAGCCAGUUCAUGGCCAUACACAUUGCCGAUGAUUACGUCACUUCGAUGGUGUCUGACCAUAAGAGUGAAUACUUGAUCACAAGCUUCGAAAGCGGCUACAUCAAGACGUGGAUAGUGACCAACUUUGGACAGCCGAGACACACGAUCUACAGCAUGGACAUGCCAUCUCUUAGGCUGCGUUUUCCGUACCUAAUGAAUAUGUUCUACAUGGGUCGAGCCGAACGUGCUGCCUCGAAGAACAUGGAUGGUCCACUAUUGGUCAGUGCCUACAGGGCACACUUGCAACGUAUCAGUCACGUCGAAUACAUCGAAAAAUUGGAGCUAAUAGUCAGUAGCAGUGUGGACAAGAUGAUACGUAUGUGGACGUUGGCUGGUCAUUACGUAGGAACUUUGGGGACGACAUGGCCACACGUAUCAAAAACCCGCCCGGUAAACGUUUUACAAUUUAAGAUACCUGCAGACAUCCAACGGCAAACUUCAUUCACUACGAUUCAAGUUUUGAAGGACGGCGUCAAUUCAAGUUUACGGUCACCAGCAAUAUGGGACAAACUAGAACUGUUGAGACAGCAACGUGACAUACGAGGUAAAAAAGGCAAGAGGAAACUAUAUGACCAAAAGUGCCCGGAUCUACCACUUCACGAUAUACACAAGGAAUUUUUGAAACCUAAAACGACGUUGAUCAGGCGUCCAGUAACAAUAAAAAUAGACGAAUCGAAGCCUAGAGUAAAGAUUCAUAAACAUAUUCCGUUGCGCGAACUCGAUACUAUCACAAACAUACCCAAGUUGAAAACACCAAAACAAGAAUCCGCCACUCCUAGAGCAAAACUUGCUUUUUCCAAAAAAUAA
Macrosiphum euphorbiae (potato aphid) is the source of this 3078-nucleotide messenger RNA. Lineage: Eukaryota; Metazoa; Arthropoda; Insecta; Hemiptera; Aphididae. The record is from the annotation of a GenBank genome assembly.